Molecule: messenger RNA, 120 nt
Organism: Neomonachus schauinslandi (Hawaiian monk seal)
Lineage: Eukaryota; Metazoa; Chordata; Mammalia; Carnivora; Phocidae
Gene: PYDC2
Product: pyrin domain containing 2
Exons: 1
Coding region: 1-120 (39 amino acids)
Source: RefSeq, a predicted model, not a curated record
AUGGAACCUUCUGCACAGCUGGGUUUCAGCCUGCAGCCCCUCCUGGAGCAGCUCAGCCAGGUUGAGCUGAGCCAGUUCAAGUCUCUGUUGAGGCCCCUUUCCCUGCAAGAUGAGUUAUAG